UUCUCCUCACGAGUCAUCUCCCUCAAAAACAAGAAGAAAAGAGAAAAGGAAGAGUGAGAAAGUAGAGAGAGAGAGAGAGAGAGAAUCUUUGUAUGAAAACCGCAUAGCUGUUCAAUACUUCUAUCUUCAAUCCUUUGUGUCUAUAUAGAGAGAAGAGAGGGGAGUGAGUGUGUUUCUGUUUUUUGAGAGAGUGAGAGAGUGUAUGUGUUACAUUUUCGUCGAUGUUCAGUCCCCAUAGAGAAUGAAAAUCUGAGCCAUGUUUAAUCACCAUAUCUGGUUUCUUUUUGUGAUGAAUCGAUAGUCUACAUUGAUUAUAUUAAUAAAGCUUUGAAUUCAUGAUGUUAAUGUAAUUCUGAGAAACAGAGGGAUUUUGUUGAGGAGAUUAAUUUGUUACAGUCUUUUGGUGGAUUAAUUGUAUGUCAUUUUGAUUGGAACAAUGAGCCGCGGUGGCUAUGAACUUUUGGGUGGUGGGCCAGCGCCACUGCAGCCGCUGGAGUGGAAGUUCUCGCAGGUGUUUGGUGAACGGAACUCGCGAGAGGAAGUUCAGGAAGUUGAUAUCAUAUCAGCAAUUGGAUUUGAUAAAACUGGGGACCAUCUAGCUACUGGAGAUCGAGGGGGUCGGGUUGUUUUAUUUGAAAGAACUGAUAAAAAAGAUUAUGAUGGUCGUAGAAGAGAUCUAGAAAGGAUGGAUUGUUCAAACAGUCGGCAUCCUGAGUUCCGCUAUAAAACUGAAUUUCAGAGCCAUGAACCAGAGUUUGACUAUCUCAAGAGCUUGGAAAUUGAGGAGAAAAUCAACAAGAUUAGAUGGUGCCAGACAGCUAAUAGUGCCUUAUUUUUGCUUUCCACAAAUGACAAAACCAUCAAAUUUUGGAAGGUCAAUGAGAAGAAGGUCAAGAAAGUUUGUGACAUGAAUAUGGACUGUUCAAAAGCUAUGGAAAAUGGCACUGUUGAAUGUUCAAGUAUAUCAACAGGCUCUAAACUAUGUAUUGCAAAUGGAAGGUGCAUCAACAAGCCCUUCAAGUAUUCGUGCACUGACUUCUCAUUCCUGCCUGGGGGCAAUUUAUCCCUACAUUUGCCCGUGGUAGUAACCAGUGAUGAAACAAGCCUUGUGGCAAGAUGUCGAAGAAUAUAUGCUCAUGCCCACGACUACCAUAUCAAUUCCAUUUCAAAUAAUAGUGAUGGUGAAACUUUUAUAUCGGCUGAUGAUCUGCGAAUAAAUCUUUGGAACUUGGAAAUUUGCAAUCAAAGUUUCAAUAUUGUAGAUGUGAAGCCUACAAACAUGGAGGAUCUAACAGAGGUGAUAACUUCAGCGGAAUUUCACCCUUCACAUUGUAAUAUGUUAGCUUAUAGUAGCUCAAGAGGUUCAAUCCGGCUUAUUGAUUUGCGACAAUCAGCCUUAUGUGAUACUCAUAACAAAUUGUUUGAGGAGAAAGAGGUUCCUGGUUCCAGAUCCUUUUUCACCGAGAUAAUUGCAUCAAUUUCAGAUAUAAAGUUUGCUAAGGGUGGAAGAUAUAUACUUAGUCGUGAUUACAUGACACUUAAGCUGUGGGACAUAAAUAUGGAUUCUGGCCCAGUUGUAACUUUUCAGGUUCAUGAAUAUCUUAGACCAAAGUUGUGUGAUUUAUAUGACAAUGAUUCCAUCUUCGACAAGUUUGAGUGUUGUCUGAGUGGAGAUGGACUUCGAGUGGCAACAGGUUCCUACAGCAAUUUGUUUCGUGUGUUUGGUUGUUCUGAGGGAAGCACAGAAGCAACAACUUUGGAAGCCACCAGAAAUCCCAUGAAGAGACAAGUCCAAACCCCAUCGAGGCCUUUGAGAUCCCUUGGAACUCUUCCUCGUUUUGUCAGGCGAGGGGCAGAGAAAUCAGGAGUUGACACAAAUGGAAGUGCUUUUGAUUUUACAACAAAGCUGCUCCAUCUAGCAUGGCAUCCAUCUGAAAAUUCACUCGCAUGUGCUGCUUCAAACAGCCUGUACAUGUUUUAUGCAUGACGAUGUAUUCGGAAGAUUUUGUUUAUUACCCGGCAAAAGAAUUUUGAUUGCGUUUGGCGAAGACUGCUAUGCUUCUUCACUAACCAGUGACAUGGAGCUGCAUCAUUAUCAGAAUCCCAGCUAUCCAAUUGAAAUGCAGACAUUCUCCAACAUCAGGGUUCAAACAUGGCUGUCACAGAGCCUAUAGGAAGUAACCUGUCUUUUGCUCCGAGGUGGACAUCACAUAUUUACUAAAUUACCUUCUUCCAUAAAAGAGAUACAGUUUUGUUCUUUUGUGCUUUUAAGUAGGAGAAAAUGUGAUUGUAGCUCUCCUACAGCACAAUACAAAGGCUGCUCUAUCAUGCUGCUAGGUCUGAGAUCAAUGGGGUCUUACUCAGAUCGAGAGGAUGAAGCUAUUGUUGUGUAUGAGUAACAUUACAAGGACUUAAGAAAAUCUACAUCCUGAUUAUUGCUGUCUUAUGUACUGUUCUUUUUCCUCUUGACAGAGUUUGCCACUUUGUUA
Cornus florida is the source of this 2489-nucleotide messenger RNA. Its product is annotated as serine/threonine protein phosphatase 2A 55 kDa regulatory subunit B beta isoform-like. The record is from RefSeq and is a predicted model, not a curated record. Bases 437 to 1987 code for a protein of 516 amino acids. Gene Ontology annotation, molecular function: protein binding; protein phosphatase regulator activity. The transcript has 14 exons. Gene Ontology annotation, biological process: peptidyl-serine dephosphorylation. NCBI's taxonomy places the organism in Eukaryota, Viridiplantae, Streptophyta, Magnoliopsida, Cornales, Cornaceae. Gene Ontology annotation, cellular component: cytosol; protein phosphatase type 2A complex.